Molecule: messenger RNA, 879 nt
Organism: Daldinia childiae
Lineage: Eukaryota; Fungi; Ascomycota; Sordariomycetes; Xylariales; Hypoxylaceae
Product: putative oxidoreductase C2F3.05c
Exons: 4
Coding region: 1-879 (292 amino acids)
Molecular function (GO): oxidoreductase activity
Source: RefSeq, a predicted model, not a curated record
AUGGCGAGCUCUUACACUAUCAAUUCUGCUUUCAAGUUAAACAGUGGCUAUGAAAUCCCCUUAUUGGGCUUCGGUGUAUACUUAACCCCGCCAGAAGAGACCGAGAGGGCCGUUGCCGAUGCGCUUAAAGCUGGCUACCGCCACAUCGACUCCGCUGUCUUUUACCACAAUGAAGAAGGGUGUGGCAAAGCUAUCAAGGCGAGCGGACUGCCGCGGUCUGAAAUCUAUUUUACAUCCAAGAUUCCCCCAGAUCUAAUGUCAUACGAUGCCACUAAGGCACAAGUCGACAAAAGUCUGAAAACUGCGGGCCUGGACUACAUCGAUCUCAUACUCAUCCAUUCGCCGUACGGUGGCUCAGCGGCCCGAAAAGGAGUGUGGAAAGCGCUCGUAGAAGCUGUUGAAGAGGGCAAGGUCCGAUCCAUCGGUGUUAGUAACUACGGAGUCCAGCAUCUCGACGAACUAGAAAAGCACAUUGCAGAGCUUGAAGCCGAACGAGGCGGUAAGGGCAAAGGAGGUGUCAUCUCAGUCGGCCAGUGGGAGAUUCACCCAUGGUGCCGUCGUGAGGAUAUCGCCGAAUGGUCUAAGAAGCGCAACAUCGCCGUCGAGGCCUACUGUCCCGUCGUCAGGGGUGAACGAUUCGGCGACCCGACUCUAGUUAGCCUCGCCGAGAAAUAUGGCAAGACUCAAGCUCAGAUCUUGAUUCGAUGGAGCUUACAGAAAGGUUAUCUCCCGCUUCCCAAGAGCGCUACAACUUCCCGAAUUAUCGAGAACGCCGCAAUCUACGACUUUGACUUAUCCCAGGAGGAUAUUGAGAAGUUGAAUACGGACGUAUAUGCCCCUAUUGCAUGGGACCCUACCAAGGCUGGCCUAGAUGACUAA